Molecule: messenger RNA, 695 nt
Organism: Dinoponera quadriceps
Lineage: Eukaryota; Metazoa; Arthropoda; Insecta; Hymenoptera; Formicidae
Exons: 2
Coding region: 198-545 (115 amino acids)
Source: RefSeq, a predicted model, not a curated record
UAGAUAAUUUUAUUUAGUUUUAUUCUUUGUUUAACACACUGUUAACAGCGAAAUUUUGAAUUAAAAAUUAAGCCAAAAAUGAUCGUUCCGCAUGUUCCAAUUGGUAUUUUUCGUGGGCGUAAAAGGUAACGCAGGUUAAACAAGACGCAACGACCAGUAUAAGUGACGUCAGACUACCGGAUGAAUUGGAAAAUGUCAUGAACGAAGUAUCGUUACCGGAACACGGUUACCGGAGAGUACAGAAUGCCCGGCGCCGACAAUACGUUGAUUGUCCAACUUGGGUCCCGUCGUUAUGUAAUCUCGAAGUCGCCCAGAUCCAGACGGAACCGAAGGCUACCUCUGUAGUGGAGAUCCAGACCCGAACGGCCGUCACGAAAGAGACACCGAUGCAGACGUUGAGCAAAUGCGACUUCUGUCAACGACUGAUGCAACCUACGGAAGAUGCUCCUGGAUACAGCCCGCUGCGUUCGCAGGAUCAAUGGACCACUUAUCCUGCCAUUUUACAAGUCGUCCGCGGAAUUGGCAUGCCGGGUUGUUCCAAGUAAUUCGCGUGUGCGAACGAUUUUCCAACUUUUAUAUUUGGGAUACUCGCAGCUACGAUGCAGAUUUUCCCACAGGUGCGAGUGUUCGAGUGACGCUACGCAAACGCAGAAGCAAUCGCAGCAGAAACAAACACCGGCUUCCUCGCACGAUGC